AUGGCUUCCCCGGAAAUUCAGAAACAGCUCGCCGACAUCGAGAGCUCCUCGACCUCUCAGGGAGAUAAAGGAUCGGCCUUUACUUCACUUCUCAACUCCAUCAUCGCCUCCUCUGCACCGGAGCAACUAACCGCCAACCUCACAGUUUUCAUCGACACUAUUCUUUCCGACAAUGUAGGAAUCGUGACCUCGCGCCCCGUGCUUGCAGAGUACGUCAACGCAAUCUCGAAGCUCCCCUCCGCCGAGAUCAAGAAGGAAGUCUACGAAUACACCCUUGAAAAGAUCCGCCCCAAGAUCGUAUCAUUCGAAGAACAAGACUGCAACAUCCGGGAAGCCCUCGCAACCAUCUACGAAGCCGAGGAAGAGCAUGGCGAAGCAGCCAAGGUGCUCCAGGGAAUUCAGCUGAACCCCCACCAACGUCAGAUCACCGAUGAGUUUAGGCUGCAGAUUUACAUCCGGAUCAUGCGCAAUCUACUGGAGGAUGACGAGUCUAUCUCGGCGGACAUAUGGCUCAACCGUGCUACGCUGUUGAUCCACAAGUCGGAGGACCCCCAGCUCAAUCUCAUGUUCCAGAUGUGCCAGGCUCGUAUUCUUGAUGCGAAAAGGCAAUUCUUGAAUGCUUGUUCCAAAUACCACCAGCUGUCGUUCUCGCCAAUCGUGGCCGAAUCCGACAGGAUGCAAUGUCUUUCUGCCGCUAUGACUUGUGCUAUUCUUGCCCCAGCAGGUCCGUUACGUAGUCGUUCCCUCGCAACACUCUACAAAGAUGAGCGUUCUCCUCAGCUCCCACAGGACUAUGCACUCCUUGAGAAGAUGUAUAUGGACCGUCUUCUAUCCCAGAAAGAGGUUGAUGAGUUUGCAUCACGUCUAAAACCGCAUCAGGUCGCUACGCAAUCAGAUGGUACAACUGUAUUAUCAAAGGCCGUCAUUGAACACAAUUUGCUCGCCGCCUCUCGUCUCUAUAAUAAUAUUGGGGUUGGGGAGCUUGGUGUGUUAUUGGGUCUGUCGGGUGAGAAGGCGGAGGAGUACGCUGCCAGAAUGAUUGAGCAGAAGAGAAUGAGUGGGCAAAUUGAUCAAAUUGAUGGACUGAUCUACUUUGAUUCGAUCUCUGGCGCUGCAAAGGAAGGUGGUGCGGCCGUUGGAAGUGCAGAAAAACCAGUAGGCAGGCAGAUCAGGAGGUGGGACGAGAACGUUAGCGCGUUAGCACAGGAGGUAGAGAACAUCACUAGUAUGCUACAGAACGAAUACCCGGACUUUGUGGCUGCGCAUUUGGUCACUUGA
This is a messenger RNA of Morchella importuna, 1278 nucleotides long. RefSeq lists its product as uncharacterized. The transcript is spliced from 2 exons. Bases 1 to 1278 code for a protein of 425 amino acids. Gene Ontology annotation, cellular component: COP9 signalosome; cytosol. NCBI's taxonomy places the organism in Eukaryota, Fungi, Ascomycota, Pezizomycetes, Pezizales, Morchellaceae. The record is from RefSeq and is a predicted model, not a curated record.